Myotis daubentonii (Daubenton's bat) is the source of this 4533-nucleotide messenger RNA. It is a transcript of the gene GLCCI1, whose product is annotated as glucocorticoid induced 1. The record is from RefSeq and is a predicted model, not a curated record. Lineage: Eukaryota; Metazoa; Chordata; Mammalia; Chiroptera; Vespertilionidae. Gene Ontology annotation, cellular component: cytoplasm.
CGUGCAGCCCGCCUGGCUGCCGGCGGCCCCCGGGCUGCGGGAUCCGGACGGUUGCCUCUCUCCCCUGUCAGCGCGAUGCCCCGGGCGGCGGCUGCAGGCUCCUCGCGGCCGUGACCGCCGCACCGAGCCUGCCCGGGCGGUUGGGGCCGUUGGACGUUUGUUUUCGCAGCCUUCCCCUCCCCCUCACCAAGGCGGCGGGGUGCGCGUUGGGAAGGGGGAGCCGAGAGACUCCUCCUCCUCCCGGUACCCCCGCCCCUCCCCCUUACACACUCGCACGCACCGCCGCGCCGGCUCCCACACGCUCGCGCGCCUCCCGCCCCGCGCCUCCGUGUCCGCUGGCGGCGUCCGGGGCCCGCGGAGCCACCAUGUCCACUGCCUCCUCCUCCAGUUCCUCCCAGACCCCUCAUCCCCCGCCGCAGAGGAUGCGGCGCAGCGCCGCCGGCUCCCCGCCCGCCGCCCCCGCCGCGGGGAGUGGGAACGGUGCGGGCGGCGGCGUGGGCUGCGCCGCGGCUGCGGGCGCCGGGCGGCUGCUGCAGCCCAUCCGCGCCACCGUCCCCUACCAGCUCCUGCGGGGCAGCCAGCACAGUCCCACGCGCCCGCCCGCCGCCGUCGCCGCCGCCUCGCUGGGCAGCCUCCCGGGGCCCGGCGCGGCCCGCGGCCCCAGCCCGUCCAGCCCGACGCCGCCGACGCCGGCCGGGGCCCCCACCGAGCAGGCGCCGCGAGCCAAGGGCCGCCCGCGACGGUCCCCCGAGAGCCACCGGAGGAGCAGCUCACCUGAGAGAAGGAGCCCGGGCUCGCCCGUGUGCAGAGUGGACAGGCCAAAAUCUCAGCAAGUUCGAACCUCUAGUACAAUAAGGCGAACCUCUUCUUUGGAUACAAUAACAGGACCUUAUCUCACAGGACAGUGGCCACGGGAUCCUCAUAUUCAUUACCCUUCAUGUAUGAAAGAUAAAGCUACUCAGACACCUAGCUGUUGGGUGGAAGAGGGAGCAGAAGAGAGGUCACAUCAGCGUUCUGCGUCAUGGGGGAGUGCUGAUCAACUGAAAGAGCAGAUUGCCAAACUGCGGCAGCAACUACAACGUAGUAAACAGAGUAGUCGGCACAGUAAGGAGAAAGAUCGUCAGUCACCUCUCCAUGGCAACCAUAUAGCCAUCAGUCACACUCAGGCUACUGGAUCAAGAUCAGUCCCUAUGCCUCUGUCAAAUAUAUCAGUGCCAAAAUCAGCUGUUUCACGUGUGCCCUACAAUGUAGAAGGAAUAAGUCCUGAGUUAGAGAAGGUAUUCAUUAAGGAAAAUAAUGGGAAGGAGGAAGUGUCCAAGCCUUUGGAUAUUCCAGACGGCCGAAGAGCUCCGCUCCCUGCUCACUACCGGAGCAGCAGCACACGCAGCAUCGACACUCAGACCCCCUCUGUCCAGGAGCGCAGCAGCAGCUGCAGCAGCCACUCGCCCUGUGUCUCCCCCUUCUGUCCCCCAGAAUCCCAGGACGGUAGCCCUUGCUCAACCGAAGAUUUACUCUACGAUCGUGAUAAAGACAGUGGGAGUAGCUCACCGUUACCCAAGUAUGCUUCAUCUCCCAAACCAAACAACAGCUACAUGUUCAAACGGGAGCCCCCCGAGGGAUGUGAGCGAGUGAAGGUCUUUGAGGAAAUGGCGUCUCGUCAGCCUCUCUCAGCCCCUCUCUUUUCAUGUCCUGACAAAAACAAGGUUAAUUUCAUCCCAACGGGAUCAGCUUUCUGUCCUGUGAAGCUCCUGGGCCCUCUCUUACCCGCCUCUGAGCUGAUGCUCAAGAACUCUCCCAGCUCUGCCCAGAACCCAGGCCUGGCCACCCUGACCGUGGAGCAGCUCUCCUCCCGGGUCUCCUUCACGUCGCUCUCUGAUGACACCAGCGCGGGCUCCACGGAGGCCUCCUCCAUCCCGCAGCCAUCCCAGCAGCCCCCGCAGCUCCUGCAGGACCUGCAGGGCGAGGAGCACGUCUCUGGGCAGAACUACGUGGUCAUCUAAUGCCGCCGCGGGGGCUGGCCCUACGGGACCGUCCACGGAUUAGGAACCAGGUCUCAGAUGUCUACCUGCAUGGAGUGACAAACUUUCUGAAUGCCACCACCGACAACAAGCUACUUAGCAGCAUCGUAAAGUAUCUCUUAACACUGAUCUUGGCAGGGAUGGAACUCCUCUUCAGCAGUUUUUGUGGAAAGCAGCAAUGCUUGCAAAAUGUGUGUCACUGAGCAUUUUAAGUGGAGACUAUGCAUUUCAUAGUAUGUUUGACAGAUUAGUACUGUGUCCUGUGUUUUGUUCCAAAUUCUUCAGUAUAAAUAAGCUCUAUAUCAAAAAGUUGCCUGUCUAAAUAGAAAAUGUCUUGCUGUGUUUUGUCCUAUGGAAAAUACUGUACUUCAGGAUUAUGUUUACAAUCGAUCCAGGUGUUUGUUUCUAACUUCAGUAAUACAUACAAUGCAAAAAAUAAAAUAAAAUAAUGGCCACAACAGUUGCACAGUGCCCACCCUAUGGCCUAGCUUCAGGUACUUCAGUUGAAGUCUAAACUCAGGUAACUUGGAAUGUAUAUCAUAUUGGGAUAUUAACUAUUUCACAGCUAAAAAGCUAAAGAGGGAACAUCACUCUUUGCCUUUCCUUGUUUUACGCAUUUCCCUUUCCUCAUUACAUUCCACUUCCUUAGAAUAAGAAGUGCAUUCAGCCCUAGGAGAACGGUCAUCCUGGACCUGGGGGAAAUGAGGACCAGCACACCCAGGGUGUCUGACAUCACUCCUGUCAUGUGGUUACCAGGAAAACAGCUGUUGCAUUCAUGGUCUCAAUGUGUGUAAACGUGGCUUUUUUUUUUUUUUUAAAGUUCAGGUGUUGCUCAGUUAAUGACUGUUCGGUGUCGCAUAUACAGUGUCCAGUACCAGGCUGUACACAAACAUUCCACAUUGUGUGUGAUGGAAUUUAAAGGCAAGAAUGUCUAGGUUUAAAUUCAGAACGAGUGAAGUUUCACAGGGAGUGGUUGAGAUUUGUUUGUUUAUGUUGGCCAUCAGGUAAUGAAACGCUACUGUUUUAUCUAAGGCAUGUAAAUGUCUAGUUUCCCUUUUGGAGAGUCUUUAAUUCGCAGGUUUAAAAAGGACACGCUUGGGGUUAUUAUCUUCCUCAAGCAGUUCAGGUGCAUGAGUGACAUUCAUGUAGAGAGGGAAUGUGUAGGUCUCAGAAUUAAUGCCACAGGAGUUAGAGGUUAGUUGAUGACUGACAAAAGCAGUAGUUUGACGCUGGAUCAUUUAAGCCUCUCUCGUAGUAUCAUGAAUAGUUCUGUUGGUAUUUUGGUCAUGCAAAAACCCAAGUAAAUAGCCUUGACCUUGCAGACUUGACUUCUCGGCGCAGUGUGAACAGGGCCCCAGAUGCUCCCAACUGCUCAGGGGAAGAGCCCGACUUUCAGACAUUGUUUUCUGUCACACAAAGAGAGGAUCCAAAAGCAAAGGGAAGUUUUGUAUCUUCAUUCCAUUGCUUUCAGUUUAAUAAAACGUAGAGUUGUUUCCAUCUGCACCUUAAGUAUAGGGCACGGUUUUCUGAAGAGUUAGGGGAACAAGAUGCCUACAGCUACUGGAACGUUGCAGUUCCCUUCAGUCAUUCCCAGGUUGUUAUUUUCUAAGGAGGUUGGAGAAGGAAGAGACGGUAGAGAUGAAAGCAACACCAUUGAUUUUUCUUUUAAAGAAAUGGCAUCUAUGUGUAUGUGUUUGUGUGUGUAUGUAUUCUGUGUAUUAUUUUGUCAUGAUUCCAAUUUUCUUCUUUCCACCAAAGUUUGCAGUAAUAUUCUCUACUGAAGGCGCAUUCUGGCUCCUUUAAAUUAGUCAGUGUUACGUUGUAGGAGACUGUCAUGGGAAAAGACUCAGUUUACUUUUGCCAUUUUCACAGGGGAACCUUUUUAAACAAUCUCUUCAGCAAGCAGACACCUUUAACCCUAAUAAUCUCAGGCCUUGAUGAAAAUACUAUAUUUUGUAGAUUAUGGUUAAAGGGAGAAAAUUCUUAGUUCUGUAAGAUAAAUAUGAGCUCCAUUAACUUCUGAUACCUGGUUUAGCAUUACCCACGUGUUGAUCUUAUGCUCUGCUUUUGUCCAAAUAAGAUGCAAUAGUAUCAAUAUCAAUUUCCAAAAGAUGGACUGAAUAUGCUUUCCUGGUGAUGAAAUCUGAUGUACGAUAUUUAUAGUGAUAUGUGCUUUUAUUUUCUCAUGAUAAACUGAAUAUUAAUUGUGUUGUACAUUUAUUCUUAGCCUAUAUGAACGUUUUGAACCAAAUGUGUUAAAGCUUAUGCUUUGCCAUAUAAAUUUCCAGGAAGUUGUUGAGCUCAAAUGUAUCCUACAUCCAGCUGUAGAAAUUUGUCAGAAAUUGUUUAAAUUUUGUAUAUAGUUGUACUGUUUAAUCCUAGCCACUGCGGUAAACAGUAUUGGAGUUACCAUCAAUAUGGCUUUACACAAGGAAAUGUGUGGCUUUUGUUUUGUAUUUUUUCAGUAUAGAAGUUCCUGUGUCUUAUUUAAAUAAAGUUAUUAGUAAAAGAGGAA